AUGGCGAUGCCGAUGGAUUCCAUGCAGUUCGUGCAGAUGUAUUCGAUGGCACCGACGGCCCAGGGCCAGUUUCCAAUGGCCCAGUUUCCAAUGGGGCAGAUGUGGAUGAAUGAGAUGGGGCAAUGGUUCUGCUGUGUACCGCAGGAGUGCGCCGGAGCUGCUGCAGGCGCCUGGUCCUGCGACUGGGGCAUGCCGCAAGCGCAGGCGAAGAUGCCGCCGAAGCACAAGUAUUUGGCCAUGGCGAUGGAGCGCGGCUGUUGGGAGCUCCAAGCGAUGAUUCGCAAGGCCAGCAACGCGGAGCUGAACGAAAUGGCCUCCGAGUUCCGAGGCCACGUUCGCGAGGCGGUGGAGUCUGGGCAUGGCAACCAUGUCAUUCAGAAGUUCGUGGACUACAUGAGGCCGGGCGACAGCUACUUCAUCUUGGAGGAGCUGAUGGCCUGGGCGCCCUUGGCGCGGCUCGCGAAGCACCGCUACGCCUGCCGCGUCUUGGAGCGGAUCCUGGAGCAGUAUCCUCCAAAUGCCAUGAAGGACCUCCUGGACACCUUGGUCACGAACACGAAGGAUCUGAUGGUUGAUCCCUUCGGCAACUAUGUGCUUCGCGUCUUGCUGGAACAUGGGCCCUCGAGCCACAAAGCUGCCGUGGCAGAGGUGCUGAAGCAGAACUUGGGCCGUUUGGCUAAGAACAACAAGGGCUGCGCUCUGCUGGACGCCGUGAUGAGCUACGGCGCACCCGCAGACCAGAAGCAGGUGGCACAAGAGCUCAUUUUGCAGGGACUGGUGCCGGGCAUGCGCCGCCUGCGCAGCUCCCGUGACGCCAUGGAGCGCAUCUUUCUCAUCGCCGAGGAGCUGCCACCCACUGUCCAGUGGUCCCUGCAGCAACUGAGCCGCAAGUUCUCCUUUGCGCCGUGGUGGAGGCGCUGGGACUGA
This is a messenger RNA of Effrenium voratum, 927 nucleotides long. NCBI's taxonomy places the organism in Eukaryota, Dinophyceae, Suessiales, Symbiodiniaceae. The record is from the annotation of a GenBank genome assembly.